Molecule: messenger RNA, 2114 nt
Organism: Ixodes scapularis (black-legged tick)
Lineage: Eukaryota; Metazoa; Arthropoda; Arachnida; Ixodida; Ixodidae
Product: dual specificity protein phosphatase 3
Exons: 4
Coding region: 306-917 (203 amino acids)
Biological process (GO): negative regulation of MAPK cascade; protein dephosphorylation
Cellular component (GO): cytoplasm
Molecular function (GO): MAP kinase phosphatase activity; protein tyrosine/serine/threonine phosphatase activity
Source: RefSeq, a predicted model, not a curated record
UCGCCCUGCUCGCCCCGGCUGGACCCGGUUCGAUCGCUAGACUUUGUCUACUUUUUCGUAUCCCUUUCGAUACUGCCGAUUUACAGCAGCACUGACGGUGCCGUGCAGGGCAACAGCACCACACCGACGGACACGAAGUCUGCGAUCUUGUCGGAACGACGCUCGUGUAGCAACAAGAUAAGCAUUCCAAUCUGCUGUUCGAUCGAACCGAGCACAGCACCGGAUCAGAGGCUUGAACCCUGCUUUGCACCUCGCGCGGAGCCCGGUGGCACCGCAGCCAUCAUGCCAAAGAAGUUUUGACGCCCAUGACUCUGCUGGGCCGCGACAACAGCUGUAUCAUGAGGGGGCUCCACCAGAUCUUGGUCGAGGUGAAGCCAGAGCUCAAGCCCCUGCCCGGAGUCGCCCUGUUGUCCAAGAGCCACGGGAGGAAAACCCCGCCUACGGAUCGCUACUCGUACGGCAUUGACUGCGACGAGGUCUACCCGAGUAUAUUUGUCGGCGAUGAGGGUGCAGCAAAGAACAAGGAUUACCUGCGUGGUCUGGGGGUGACGCACGUCAUCAACACAGCGGAAGGGCAGAAGUUUGGCCAGGUGGACACUGGACAGGCCUUCUAUGCUAGUCACGGCAUACACUACCUGGGCCUCAAGCUCAUCGACAUACCUCAAGAAGACAUCUCUGCGCAUUUUGACAAGGCUGCAGAGUUCAUAGACGACUGCCUUCAGCAGGGAGGGAAGGUGCUGGUACACUGCCGGAUGGGCAUGUCACGGUCAGCCACCAUCGCCAUUGCCUACCUGAUGAUCAAGAAAGGGAUGACAGUCGACGACGGACUGCGCACUCUGCGGAUGAACCGCGCAGUCCGCCCAAACAACGGCUUCCUCCUUCAGCUUGUUCAGCUUGAUACGAAGCUACGCAGUUGAGGCGUUGUACACACCGGCUGCAACAAGUAUGUGCCCGGCAGGCGGGUUCGUUUGAAGCAAACUCAACGACACAGGUCCCUAAAUGGCACUCCUGAGCAAUUGUCAGUAAUGUGUACUGUGUCCUUUGUCAAAUUAUCUACAGACAUACUUUUUUUGUGAUAACAAUACCAGUGAGAAAAUUAAAAUCCAGAUGGCAUGCUGAAAGUGCAUGCUAUCUGGCUUUGCCAGUAGAUUUGGCAUGGUGCCAGCUAAAUUACCACUAAUUUAGCUAGCAGUUUCAGUGCAAUGCUAGAAAUUUAUUGUGUAAAUUUCUAGCGUUGUAUUGAAACACCUUUUGGUGUUGCAGAAAUUUACAUUGUAAAUUUCUAGAACCUGCCCUGUGAGCUUUGUAAAUCCUCAUAGGUGGAAGAAAAAAAAAAAUAUUUAUGUUGGUGUGUCAUCUAGUCUCAAUGCUGCAACUAUCUGUCAAAGCCGUAAAAUGAUGACUGUCUAUGCUCGAAGGCAAAAACAAGGUACAUAACCGAUUUGCAGGAUGGUAAAUUUUUGGAGCAGGGUCACGGGACUCUAAACCAAUUGUACUAAUUCUGGACAAUGUUCCCUUACACACUGUCUAGCAGAGUACAUUUAUUCUUGGACUAGGGGUGUCCCUGAGACAGAGUAAGCCACGUUUGAUACUCUUGCUAUUUAAAUGUUUAAGGAUGAGUAAGUUUUUUUUGUUUUACAUGUGAUGCCACCAGUUUUUAGAUUUGCUUUUCUACAAUAUUUAGGAAGGCACUUCCAUUAAGAGUACAAAGACUCCUGCUUGUAUGGUAAGAGUGGCCUAGCAAGGAACCAAUUCUUUCGCAGAUUUUACAGGCAGUUUAGAUGCAAUGCUUUUGCACUUACAAACUAUGAAAACAACUGUGAUGUUUAGAAAUGAAAAAAAAAAAAAAAGUGUUUUAAAUGACAUGUUUUCAGUGUUGUGUGGAACACUUACACAGAAGUUGUAUUUGCUGUGAUCUUGAGCACAGGUACACCUUUGCAGCAAUAGAUGAAAUUUUAGUCUUCAGAACCUAAAGCGUGUUCCACACUGCACACCAGUACAAAACCAGUGUCGCCAUUGUGUAGUGUGCUUUGCCCAAAGAGUUUUUGGAAUGUUGCACACUCCUCGUAAACGCCAUGUUGUUUCAACUCUGAAUAAAACUUCUAAACUGGUUA